AUGGAGCCACGACCUCUCGCGACGUGGACAGGCGCCAGCGGCAGAGGACUGGAACUCGGAAGACAGCGCGGACGGCGGGAGGAAGAGCGGACUAACCCCCUGCCCGCCCGUGUGUUCGCAGCCCGGAGCACCGGAGCAAGGCCCUCCAUGCAGCGGCCGAAGCGCAGGAAGCUAGAGAUGGAAGACCUCGGCUGGCGCCUGGAGCCGGUGCUGGCGGACGACCUCCUCGCCGACCUGCCCGUGGUCGAGGUGCUGGUGGACUCCAUCCUGGACCGCCGGCAGACGUCGCGCCUGGUGCGCGAGCUGGCGGCGCGCUGCCCCGUGCCCAGCCUGCAGCACCUCAAGAGGGUCCGCGGCUCGGAGCUGCUCCUCUGCCCCGCCGGCGGGGCGCUGCCCCCGGGGGUGGACACGACGGGGCUGGCGGGGGCGGCGCGGAGGCAGACAGUGGCCGCGGCCCCGCCCAGGACGCGGCGGCAGUUCCAGCAGGCGGCGGCGCUGUGGCCCUGCAACUUCCACGAGGACAAGCGCCUGGAGAGGGUCAUCGCCGGAGAGCUGUUCUCGGCGGCGGAGCUGCGCGGACACGAGCGGCACAUGCGGCGCGCGCUGGAGGCGGCGAGGCGCGGCGGCUCCGGCGCGGGGGCGGUGGUGGUGGACCGCGAGGGGCGGGUGCUGGCGGCGGGCUGGGACGAGCGGGGGCGGCACCCGCUCAGGCACGCCGCCAUGGUGGCGGUGGACCUGGUGGCCCGCGGGCAGGGGGGCGGCGCCUGGCCCGCGCGGCCCGGGCAGCUCCACCUGGGUGGCGGCGGGGACGAGGCGGGGCCCUACCUGUGCACGGGCUGCGACGUGUACCUGACGCGCGAGCCGUGCCUCAUGUGCGCGAUGGCGCUGGUGCACAGCCGCGCGCGCGCCGUCUUCUACGGCAGCGCGAGUGCGCGCGGCGCGCUGGGCUCACUCGCCAAGCUGCACACGGCGCCGGGGCUCAACCACCGCUACCAGGUGUUCCGCGGCGUGCUGGCCGCCGAGUGCCGCCUGCUCGACCCGGCCUAG
Bacillus rossius redtenbacheri is the source of this 1047-nucleotide messenger RNA. RefSeq names its product probable inactive tRNA-specific adenosine deaminase-like protein 3. Bases 1 to 1047 code for a protein of 348 amino acids. The transcript has a single exon. Gene Ontology annotation, molecular function: tRNA-specific adenosine-34 deaminase activity. Gene Ontology annotation, cellular component: nucleus; cytoplasm. Lineage: Eukaryota; Metazoa; Arthropoda; Insecta; Phasmatodea; Bacillidae. The record is from RefSeq and is a predicted model, not a curated record.